Messenger RNA from Drosophila obscura, 1384 nucleotides. Its product is annotated as 4-nitrophenylphosphatase. The transcript is spliced from 5 exons. Gene Ontology annotation, cellular component: cytoplasm. The record is from RefSeq and is a predicted model, not a curated record. Gene Ontology annotation, molecular function: phosphatase activity. NCBI's taxonomy places the organism in Eukaryota, Metazoa, Arthropoda, Insecta, Diptera, Drosophilidae. Bases 131 to 1033 code for a protein of 300 amino acids.
CCGCUUGGCUUAGUCACAAAUCUGUUGCGCCUGGUAACGCUUGAAUGGGAUUCUCUCUUUCUACUCUGCUCUGCUCUACUCUGCUCCUCCAAUUGUGAUCUGGUGAUCGGGAUUUGUGUCGGCUUUCGGAAUGAGUUUGUCGAAGCAUCUGAAGGAGCUGCAUGGGGCAGAGCGUCAGCAAUUUUUGGACUCCUUUGAUCUGGUCUUUUGCGAUUGUGAUGGCGUGGUGUGGUAUCCGCUGCGCGACUUUAUACCCGGCUCGGCACGGGCUCUGGCCCAACUGCAGCAGCUGGGCAAGCGGCUGACAUUUGUGACCAAUAACAGCAUCAGUUCCCCGGCGGAGCAUAUCGAGAAGUUUGCCCGCCAGGGCAAUUUGCAUAUAGAAGAGCACCAGAUCGUGCAUCCGGCACAGACCAUCUGCGAUCAUCUAAAGUCCGUGCAGUUCCAGGGACUCAUCUACUGCCUGGCCACGGCACCAUUCAAGCAGCUGCUCCAAGCAGCUGGCUUCCACCUGGCCCAAGAGACCGUUCCGACUGUCAUCAAGAGUCUGAGGGAUCUGCAUGAGGCCAUUUUCGGGGGGGAGCCCGUGCAGGCCGUUGUCAUCGAUGUGGACUUUAACAUGUCGGCGGCCAAGCUGAUGCGUGCCCAUGUCCAGCUGCAGAAUCCGCAGUGCCUGUUCAUAGCUGGUGCCUCCGAUGCUCUUAUACCGUUUGGCCAGGGCGAGACCAUAGGUCCUGGUGCCUUUAUCAAUGUGGUAACCGAAUCGGUGGGCCGCCAGCCCCUGGUGCUGGGCAAGCCAGGCGAUGCUUUGCGCCAGCUGCUGCUGCAACGGCAUCCGAACAUACCGCCGGCCCGUGUGCUCUUUGUGGGCGACAGCCUGGCCAGCGAUAUUGGCUUUGCGCGCGCCACUGGCUAUCAGACGUUGCUCGUCCUCACUGGCGGCACCAAGGCCGCGGAUGUGACACGCCUGCCAGCGAAUCAUCCACAGCGGCCGGACUUUGUGGCCGAUUGUCUGGGCGAUUUGUUCGAUUAGCGAUUGCCCCUCAGCCGCCCAAUUGCAGCUAGUUAAAGUGGUCCAUUAAAUGGUUGGUCCCAUAAAUGGAUGGGAUACAUGAAAGAGGGCGUACUACUAUAUUAUUGUAGAUAUAUUUUGGCUUGGAUAUGGGGAAAGUAAAUUGUGCCCUUCCUGGGUUCCUUUGCUCCCCAGAAGCACAAACCCAAUUGGCUAGAAAUUGAAAACAUUUAAAGGGUAUCGAAUAGUCGUAGCACAGCACAAGAGAGCCCCCUACCAUGCCAUGCCAUUAGCCUUAAUCGUAGUAUGUUUAGUGCCAACUAUAUUUCAGAUAACGAUUAAAAUAUGAUGUUGUGCUGAUUAGCAAUCAAA